Aspergillus bombycis is the source of this 285-nucleotide messenger RNA. RefSeq names its product L51/S25/CI-B8 domain-containing protein. The record is from RefSeq and is a predicted model, not a curated record. Lineage: Eukaryota; Fungi; Ascomycota; Eurotiomycetes; Eurotiales; Aspergillaceae. The transcript is spliced from 4 exons. The coding region runs from base 1 to 285 and encodes 94 amino acids.
AUGUCCGGCAAAUAUGUUUUCACCAAGGGUCUGAAGGAGCUGCGCUUCCUUUUCUGUCAGACUUCAGAGCACAGCGCUCCCACAAGGACCUUCCUGCAGCGCGCAUACCCCACCAUGAAGAAGCACAACCCUCACGUCCCCAUUCUGAUGCGCGAGGCCAGCGGUACUCUGCCUAAGGUGUAUGCCAGAUACGCAUUUGGCAAGGAAAAACUCGAGCCAUUGAAUGGCUUGUCGGAUGCACAGAUCGAAGAAAAACUUACCAAGCUCGUGAAGGAGUCGUCAUAG